AUGCUUGAGAUACUAUCGUUAUACAAGGACAUUCCCACGUUCAAGGUGAAGUCGAGACACAGGACACAUGAACAGCAACAGAAUAAGCACUUUUCAACGUUCAGAUUGUUGAUCGAGUACUUGUUCAAGAAAGGCAGUCAGGAAACGGAUAUAAAUCAUCCUAUUCUCGUCAUACUUCCCUCCGAGAAGGAGAGUACACAACAGCAUAGUUCCAAGCACCACCACCACCAUCAUCAUCAUCAUCAUCAUCAUAAUAAUAAUAAUAAUAACAAUAAUAACAAUAAUAAACCUCACCACCAUCAUCAUCAGCUGACUUCUUAUACACUGUUGGAGCAGCUUCUGUUCAAAGACAAGGUUAUUUUACUAGACUACUUCUUUGGCCAUUUGAACAUCAUCAUCAUCCUGCAAGACUAUGGAGAUUACCCCACUUUACAGCACCAGCUCAACUCCAUCAUAAACAAACUAUAUCAUAGAAUAUCUCGCAUUGGAAUUUGGUCAGGCACAACAAUGGUCCAAAAUGCCUUUGACACUAAAAACAGAAUACCGACAAUGGCUGAGCUUUUGUACAAGAACAUUACUAGAUCACGCCAUUCUACUCAGCAUUUGCUUGAGUUGAAACGAUUGGUGUUGUCGGAAAUCGAUUUCUUCAGUUUGUUGUCGAAUACAAGUGAUGAGCAUUUGUCACAUCUCUGUUCAUGUGUGGGGAAUUGGGCGUUUCCAGCUCAUGAAUUGUCCAGUGAUGAUUUGGUUUACAGUGCUUAUUUAAUGAUUAACUAUGCAUUACAGCAAGUCAAGAAGCAACAGGAAAAGGAUUCAAAUUUUGCACUGGGAGUUCACUUCCCCGAUAGGAAUGAGUUGUUGGCCAUUAUUUUCAUUGUUAGAGAUACUUAUAGAUCAGGAAACCCCUUCCAUAAUUUCCGUCAUGCAGUUGAUGUGUUGCAAGCUUGUUUCCAUUUCCUUGUUAGAUUGGGAUGUUUGCCUCAAUUUAGGCAAUUUAUAGUCGACCCAUACCAGGAGGAUAAUUUGUCCUUGACAAGGAAUGAAGAGUGUGUGGAGUUGGUUGCCACUGACCGGGUAUUUAGUCUGGUUGAUUUGGCUCUGCUUUUGUCCGAAGCAGUGGGUGGCAGUAAUAAAGGUUCAACUCCAUCAUUGAGUAAGCUGGAGUCGUCAGAUUCGGAAGUCUCCGCUGCAUCCACAGUGAAACAGCCGUCAGCACCAAGUUUGAACUUGAUACAGACUUUGGGAUUACUAGUUGCUGCAUUAGGUCACGAUGUUGGCCAUCCAGGAACGACAAAUGCUUUCAUGAUCAAAAAUAGGACUCCCACAUCUUUAGUCUACAAUGACCGUUCGGUUUUGGAAUCUUAUCAUGCGUCGCUAUUUAUUAACAAGGUGCUCAACGUAUGUUGGCCAAGUUUGUUACAAAUCAAAAUUGACAAGGAUUCAUUGUUGAAUUUACAUGAUUUAAUUGUAUCCUCGAUUUUGGCUACUGAUAUGGGAGAGCAUUUCGAGUACAUGUCUAAAUUGAGAAACUUUAGCGCCUCCACCAAGGCAUCUACAAGCACUGGUGGUUAUAGCAGUACGGAAACCACAGAGCAACAUGAACCAAUGAGCAACGACAGUAAAAUUAAGUUGAUAUCCGCAUUGCUUAUUAAAUGUGCCGAUAUAUCCAACGUCACUCGACCUUUGCGUGUUUCCUCGCAAUGGGCCGUUGUUUUGCAACGUGAAUUUGAUGAAGUCAAUCAACUCGAUCAAUUGUUGGGUAAACAGCAACAGCGACAACUCGAGUCACAGCAACAACAACCGAACAAUGUUGAUGAUGAUGUUGACACAGAUGUGAGCACUGCAUCGUCAAUAUCCUCCUCAAUCGACUCACUUACCGAUGACGCACAAGGAGCAGAAUGGGUGUUUGAAUUAGAGGAUGAAAUUGAGUACGAUAAUUUGCCAUUUGAAUUGAAUGAGAUAUUACAUAACAAACCAAAUAUUCCACUGGGGCAGUUGUUUUUCAUUGGCACAUUUGCCGAAAACUUGUUUAACAAUAUUAGUCAAGUUUAUCCUAGUUUGAGCUAUACUUGUCAGAUCAUUAAUGAUAACAAGCAAUAUUGGAUAGAGAGAAAGAGCAGGCAAAGUUGA
Messenger RNA from Lodderomyces theae, 2130 nucleotides. It is a transcript of the gene PDE2, whose product is annotated as 3',5'-cyclic-nucleotide phosphodiesterase. Bases 1 to 2130 code for a protein of 709 amino acids. Gene Ontology annotation, molecular function: 3',5'-cyclic-nucleotide phosphodiesterase activity. Gene Ontology annotation, biological process: signal transduction. The record is from RefSeq and is a predicted model, not a curated record. NCBI's taxonomy places the organism in Eukaryota, Fungi, Ascomycota, Pichiomycetes, Serinales, Debaryomycetaceae. The transcript has a single exon.